Messenger RNA from Verticillium alfalfae VaMs.102, 1152 nucleotides. RefSeq lists its product as hypothetical. Gene Ontology annotation, cellular component: membrane. The record is from RefSeq and is a predicted model, not a curated record. Gene Ontology annotation, biological process: polysaccharide biosynthetic process. Lineage: Eukaryota; Fungi; Ascomycota; Sordariomycetes; Glomerellales; Plectosphaerellaceae. The transcript has a single exon. The coding region runs from base 1 to 1152 and encodes 383 amino acids. Gene Ontology annotation, molecular function: acyltransferase activity, transferring groups other than amino-acyl groups.
AUGGUCCACAAUCUUCUUCGUCAUCUCGGGCUUUCGUUCUCGCCUACAAAGCCGCUGCGUCAAGAUACGCGGCACGUCAAUUCGAUAGCCUUCAAAAGACACUCGCUAGUAGUGUCUUCCGUCGAGGUUUCCGCUUCUUGCUGCCAACAUUCGUUUCGACCUUUAUCAUCAUGUUCCUUCGCUACUACGGUUGGAUCCCCCGGCCACGCAAAGAAUUCUCUUUACGAGCAGUUCGACCAGUGGCAGCAUGCGGUUAUCAGGAUUCUCGGAUUAAUCUGGCAGUGGGACUCGUCCAAGUACCCAGACUAUGACUCGCACCUCUGGACCAUUCCCAUCGAAAUGUCAUUUUCCAUGUUUCUCUUCGUCGUCAUCACUGGACUGAGCCACGUCAAGACAUACGUUCGCCUCGCCGCCGUCGUCGGUCUUGGCGCCUUCUGCCUACGUCACGGGCACUACGCCGGGUGGGAGUUCAUGGCUGGUGUCGUACUCGCCGAGGUCCAGCUCGUCCAGGACGCCCACAAGGAGCGCAAGGCCGCUCUCGAACCUAACAUGGAGGCGGCCUAUAUCGAGUCCAGCGUCAGCACUGCCGGCCUUUCCGACUCGAAGGCAAGCGGCUCGCGCUGCCGGAGUGUCGCCAAGCUCGUCUUCCAGGGCUUCCUUAUCGUCAACCUCAUCUUCGCCCUCUACGUCGCCGGCUGGCCGCGCGAAAAGUGGGAGGAGACGCCUGCCAUCGACUUCCUGCUGCAGCAUACACCCGAGCCCUACCGCAGCCGCGGCGAGUCAUGGCCCAUCUUCAUCUGGUACGCCAUCGGCGCCGUGCAGAUCGUCCUAGCCCUGCAGCAAAUCGAGCCCCUGCGCCGCGUCUUCAACACCAAGCCCGCCCAGUACCUCGCCGACGUCAGCUACUCGCUCUACAUCUGCCACGGGCCCGUCAUGCAGGUCGUCCACCACCGCAUGAUGCCCUACCUCUGGGAGCCUGUUGGUGGUAUCCAGGGCGCUGACAUGGGCGGCCGCUUUCUCGUCUGGUUCUUCGGGCUGAUACUGCUGGCGAUUCCCGUGUUCUGGGUGAGCGAUAUCUUCCUCCGGGUCAUCGACAACAAGUGCGUCGAGUUCGCAAGGUGGAUCGAGAAGAAGUGUGUGAUAGACGAGUAA